Messenger RNA from Desarmillaria tabescens, 2353 nucleotides. Its product is annotated as fungal-specific transcription factor domain-containing protein. The coding region runs from base 81 to 2204 and encodes 707 amino acids. The transcript is spliced from 19 exons. Gene Ontology annotation, biological process: positive regulation of transcription by RNA polymerase II; DNA-templated transcription. The record is from RefSeq and is a predicted model, not a curated record. Gene Ontology annotation, cellular component: nucleus. NCBI's taxonomy places the organism in Eukaryota, Fungi, Basidiomycota, Agaricomycetes, Agaricales, Physalacriaceae. Gene Ontology annotation, molecular function: DNA-binding transcription factor activity, RNA polymerase II-specific; sequence-specific DNA binding; zinc ion binding.
UUGAGGGUCACUGCUGCUUGAGUAUUCCUAUCUUGGGCGUCGUGUAGACUGUAUCCCGUCAAUUUCUCUUGUAUCACUGGAUGUCGGAAAAAACUGAGGGGCCUAACGAGAACAAUGGCGGUCCUCAAAAUAGCAAGCGGAAAUUGAACGUGAGGGCGCGAGUUUGGCGGGCAUGCGAGGUCUGUAGGAAACGGAAGGUCAAAUGCAACGGUCAGGAGCCGUGUGCAUACUGUGUGUCUUCAGGCAAGAUAUGCAGCUUCAAGGAUAUCAACGACAAUGCAGCGGUCGCCCGGCAGCAGGCGAACACCGUCGAUUCAAGACUAGCAAAGGUGGAGGAGAGCCUGGAGAAGUUGCUACCCAUUACGAAGGCUUUCGAAGCAUGGAUGCGGCAGCACCCCCAACAAUUUCCCCUUCCCAACAGUGAUCCCAGUUCUUCUCAGCCUUCACAGAACUCCCACAAGUCCACACCCGAGCCAUUACACCCUCGCGUACCAUAUCGUCCAUCUGCGGCAAUUCAGCAUCUCUCUCGUUAUCCAUCAAGUGGCUCUGUUCUGAGCCCUACCGCCGCAUCUGAGAUCAUGGAUGAAGAUAACGAAGGCCCGGAGCAAUGGUCGGACAGAUUCUCUCACCUCACGAAAGAUAGUUAUGGAAAUCUGCGGUAUACAGGAGGCACAUCCACCUUCAUGCUUGUUGAGGCAUUAACGACACUACAAGACUCCGCCAGCGACGCUUCUCCGGACUCUCAAAACUCCAACAAAAGCGCCGACAUUACCCUUCCAUUUUUCGAUCCUUCGGGACGCUUCAGAGUACAGGAGGCAUUACCGCGCCCGGAAGAUAUCGUCUAUCCUUCACCCGAACGAGCCGACGAGCUCGUAUCCCUCUAUUUCACGCGCAUACAUCAUACUUUUCCAAUACUUCACCAACAUGUAUUCCUGGAACGCUAUACUAAGACCAUGUCGGCCAAGGCCGCUGGUAAACCAUCCAAAGACUGCGCCUUUCUAGCCUCUCUAUUCGCAGUAUUUGCCUGCGGUGCAUGUAUCUCGAAGAAAGGGAAAACCAAUGAUCCUCAAAUGUCGCGGUUUGGCGGAAUGGAGUACUAUGAGAGAGCCCAGCUUCUCUUUUGGACCAGCGCUGGCUUAUCUCAAAUUGAACUGGUACAAUGCGUUGCCCUUCUGGCUAUCUGUAACGCGAACUGGAACACUCUUGCCCAAAGUUGGAUCAACGCUGGCCAAGCCGUCCGCAGAGCGCAGGAUAUGGGGCUUCACCGCUCAUCGCGGCGGUCCUCUUUGCCUCCUUUCGAGAAGGAGAUGCGCAGGCGGGUGUGGUGGUGUGUCUAUGGUAUUGAUCGUGUUCUUUCUAUCGCACUAGGGAGACCAAGCGGCGCCCAUGACGAUGACUGUAAUGUCGAAAUGCCGGCCGAGCUCGACGAUGCUCAGCUCCUUGCGUCUGUCGAAGGUGCCAAUAUCGUGAAGACAGGGGAAUCAUUUAUGACAGGCUUUGUUGCACUUCUUGAAAUAUACAUCAUAGCGGGCAAAGUCAUGCGUUUUGUGCACUCUCUGCAAAUUAAUGACUCUCUAAGCGAGCAAACACGAAAAACAGUUACUGCUAUUGAUGCCGAGCUAACCCAUUGGUUGAAUCGUUUACCUUCAACCGUUCGGUUUGCCGCAAACAACCGACAAAAUCCCAAGAUGCUGACGCUAUGCCUCAUCAUCUUCUUUGUGUAUUAUUCCGCUGUCAUAGACUUGCAUCGACCUUUCAUCCCUGACGGAACCUCUUUAUCUCCUGAUUUGACCUCGUUAGGUCAGUGUAUGAGUGCCGCACGAUCCUGUAUCAAGAUAGGUGAAAUAGCGCAAGAGAUGCUUCCGACUUCGCACCAUUUGGCGUUCGCGGUCCAAUUUAUUACACUGAGCGGCAUAACCCUUCUUCGUUGCGUCUAUUACCUGAAUCACCAAGAACUUGUUUCUGCCAUCAUCACUGACGCCGAGAAAUGCGUCAAAAUUCUCGACAAAAUGCAGGAAAUAUGGCCUGCAUCUAAGCGCUGCGGUGAAAUCGUAUCCGACUUGUUGGUAAUGGUAAAGACGAGAUUGUAUGGUGGUUCGUCUGCAAUCGAGGAUUUACAAGCCGCGCAACAACAUGCACAAUCACAGUCGUCUAAGAACCAGGAACGAUCCGAACCGUUGAGGUCAGUUGCUCUUGUGCGUUGAUAGCGCAGUCAUUGACUGGUCAUCUCCCAAACCAGUUCAACGGCGUCAACGUCGCGGGGAAAACGGAAGAGAUCCGAUGCCGAAGGUGCUUCCCCGCAACGAAAUCGUGUCAAUGGGAACGCGUGGGAGAAUGGCAUGGCUUCAUCCUC